Molecule: messenger RNA, 954 nt
Organism: Gadus morhua (Atlantic cod)
Lineage: Eukaryota; Metazoa; Chordata; Actinopteri; Gadiformes; Gadidae
Gene: arl3l1
Product: ADP ribosylation factor like GTPase 3, like 1
Exons: 6
Coding region: 262-828 (188 amino acids)
Molecular function (GO): GTP binding; GTPase activity
Source: RefSeq, a predicted model, not a curated record
CUCCAUCAUCGUAGUGAGGAGAGCAGUUUGUAGCUCAGGUAGACGACAGGACAGAACCCUCACACACACAGCACCCGUGCACCCCGUCCGUCCGUCCUUCAGGGUCCUGUCAGAGUGGGGGGGGAGACUUGGCAGUAGGGUUGACUCGGUACCCCCUUGUGUCGUUGUUCCCCCUGCCUGGAGAGCCAGCAUCCCACGGUGGAGGUCCUCCCGGGGAAUGCAGCCGCGGCCCCGCCGGCCCAGCCAGAGACAAAAGCCGCCAUGGGAGAAUCUCAGAAGGGCCUGCUCUCCGUCAUCCAGAAGCUCAAGGGCUCCACCGAGACGGAGCUCAGGAUAGUUCUGCUGGGACUCGACAACGCAGGGAAGACCACUUUACUGAAGAGCCUGGCCUCCGAGGACGUCAACACCAUCACCCCCACACAGGGCUUCAACAUUAAGAGCGUGGCCUCGCAUGGCAUGAAGCUGAACGUGUGGGACAUCGGAGGACAGAGAAAGAUCAGACCCUUCUGGAAGAAGUACCUGGACAACACCGACCUGCUGAUCUACGUGAUAGACAGUGCAGAUAAGAAGCGUUUCGAGGAGACAGGGCUGGAGCUCUCUGAGUUGACCGAGGAAGAGAACCUCAAGGGGGUCCCAGUGCUGGUCUUUGCCAAUAAGCAGGACCUGGCCACCGCCUCCCCGGCAAGUGAGAUCGCCGAGGGGCUCAACCUGCACACGUACCGCGACCGCGAGUGGCAGAUCCAGGCGUGCUCCGCCGUGUCCGGGGAGGGCGUUCAGGAUGGCAUGAACUGGAUUUGCAACAACAUUGUGAAUCAGAAGAAGAAGUGACCCUUCACCCUUCAGCCCUUCAGCCCUUCACCCUUCAGACCCUUCAGACCCUUCAGCCCUUCACCCUUCAGCCCUUCAGCCCUUCACCCUUCAGACCCUUCAGACCCUUCAGCCCUUCACCCUUCA